Messenger RNA from Ostrea edulis (European flat oyster), 1548 nucleotides. Its product is annotated as tigger transposable element-derived protein 6-like. Gene Ontology annotation, molecular function: DNA binding. The transcript is spliced from 2 exons. The record is from RefSeq and is a predicted model, not a curated record. Lineage: Eukaryota; Metazoa; Mollusca; Bivalvia; Ostreida; Ostreidae. Gene Ontology annotation, cellular component: nucleus. Bases 1 to 1548 code for a protein of 515 amino acids.
AUGUCAGAAUUAUCCGUUGAGGAACCUGAUCCUGAGGAUGACGAAAACCAGCCUGAUCCUACUCCUCCAAGUAUACCACAACCUCCUCCCAAAACAUCCACAAGAGUUCGAUCUAUAAAAAGAAGGACAGUGGGUGACAUCUUAGCAGCCAAGGAUGCAAUUCUUGCCGACCCUGACCCAAUCUCUGAAGGCUUGCCUGCCAGGAAACGGCACCGCAGUGCACAUAAUACUGACUUAGAAAAGGCGUUGUUUAUCUGGUUUACGCAAGUCAGGACAAAAAACAUUCCUGUUACCGGGGAUAUGAUAAUUGAAAAAGGAAAACAGUAUGGUACAGAGCUAGGAAUAUCCAAUUUCAAAUAUUCUGAAGGGUGGCUAACUCGUUUCAAACAACGUCAUGGAAUUUCUUCCAGAAUUAUAAGCGGUGAAAGUACCGGAAUUGAUGUGAGUUUGAUUACUGAUGGCCGGAAAGAGGCAAUAGAAGUAAUGAAAAAUUAUGAUUUGAAAGAUAUUUAUAACAUAGACGAGACAGGAUUGUUUUACCGAAUGUUACCCGAUCGCUCACUUAGUACUAGUGACCAUGUGAAGGGUACUAAAAAGAUGAAGGACCGCAUAACGAUCGCCCUUGUGUGUAAUGCUGAUGGGUCGGACAAGUUGAAACCGUUCGUUAUAGGAAAGGCAUUAAAUCCAAGAAGUUUUAAAGAUUUCAAUGCUCAUCUUUAUGUAGACUAUACUGCAAAUAAAAAGGCCUGGAUGACAUCUUUAAUAUUUUGUGAAUUUUUUAGAAAAUUUAAUGCACGGAUGCGACGAGAAAACAGAAAAGUCCUUCUCAUCAUGGAUAACGCGCCGAGUCACGCCGAGCCCCUCUUGUCCAAUGUCCGGAUCCACUAUCUCCCUCCCACAACUACAAGCCAUCUCCAACCCCUUGAUGCUGGAAUUAUUCAAUGCUUUAAAAGUUACUACCGUCAAAAACAGUUGAAACACCUCAUUCACUGUAUUGAUGACAAGCAACCGCCAAUCGUUCCACUUGAUAAAGAUAUUCGUUUUGUGAAACGAGCUUGGGAUGAAGUAAGCCCGACAACAAUUCAAAACUGUUGGCGCCACAGCGGAUUGACCGUGAAUGCCCACAAUGAUCACGAUAUAUCAACAUCUACCGAUUCCGGGGAAGAAGACUUUUCUGAUCUGUUGGCCGAGGCAUAUCGGAGAUUAGAAAUCGAUGAUGAUAUGCAGUUGUCUGUCGCAGAGUUUGUUGGUCUCGACAAAAAUUCUGUUAACUGCGACACACUAACUGACGAUAUGAUAAUGGAUUCAAUCACAAGAUCAGACGACGCUCCGAGUAUCGACGGCGACGAGUCCGAAUACGAUGAUGAUUUUGAAUCAAAAGUCCCGACAACAAAUGAAGCCAAAUCUGCCUUAGAAAAAGUUCUUCGAUUUUGUGAAACUUUUAACGACAAAGACGUGAUUGAAAAAUGUAUUUAUAUACAAGAUUUUAUUUCGAAGUCUACUGCAAGUAAAUCAAAACAAUCGACACUGGACACGUUUUUUAAAUAA